GGAGAAUACGACACAGGAUUUUUGUAUCAUUGUGCAUUUUCCUCUGAGCAGCAGCAAAAAGAUCCUGAGACUCGGCAGGAUGAACCCUUUGAUGUUAUCCCUAUUGAAGAUGCAGAUGAAACUCCCAUUCAACGCAUCACAUUUUGCUCCACAGGUUUACUAAUGUUUUGUGGAAUGCAGAAUGGAAUAGUGAGGAUUUAUCCUCUCCAUAGCAAAGAACUCUGUGUGGACAACAUAGCUGGAUAUUGGUCGUUCAGUUUGCAUGAUAAUGACUAUGGGCAAAUUCAAGGGAUAUACUCCAGUUUUGAUGAUCGAUUUCUAGUAACUUGUGGAGCAGAUGGCAACAUCUUUGCCUAUAACAUUCUUUCUGCUGAGGAAGUUAAGAAAGUCCUGAAGACUAAAGUGCCUUCUCCAAGAAGUGGUCUUGACAAAGAGAAAGUAGCAGAUGAUAUUGAGGAUAUAUAUGCCUACAGUAUUGAGAAUGCCAAGCAAAAAAGAGAAUAUGAUCAGAUAAUGAGUACUGCAGAAUAUAAGAAAUAUUUGAAGAGAAAAGAACUGGUUUUAUUCAGGCAGGAGUUUCAGGAAUUGCUCCGGAUCAAUAGUGAAUUGCCCAAACACAUGCAGCUCCUUAGAGAACAAUUUGAAAUGGAUCGGAGAAUUCGUGCAGAAAUGGACAGAACGACUGCAAAAACUAUUAGGCACGUAAUGAGAGAGCUGGCCUGGGAACAGGAAAAACAUCGCAUUGGGUUGCGAAAAGUACAGGAACGAUACCGGGGCAACUUGGAAUAUGACACCAUUGUGGUCUGUGCCAUGAGAAGUACUCACCGAAUCUCCACAUACAGACUACUGGCAAUAUCAGAGAGUUUUUACAGAGCCAGAAAACAAAUUCACCCAGGGAAAAAGAGAAUAAGUAAAUAUGAACGGAAAGGAAAAGAAGGAGAGCAAAGAACAGACAGCCAAAGAGAUAUUAAAGCAAUACUUACAGCCCAGGCUACCAUUGAUGAAGAACCAGAAACUGAUAGAAUAAGGAAAAAAUCCCAACCUCAUACAGCAGCAAGCCGUAUUGUUGAAAAUCGAAUGGAAAAACUUCGGAAAAUCAUUGAAAAAGCAGACAAAGCCAAAGCUAAAAUCCAAAAAAGAAAGAUGGAGUGGGAUAAAUUAUUCAAAAGCAAACCAAGUGAUAACUAUGAGGAUCCUCAAGAUGUAGCAAAUAUCAAAGAAGCUCAAGAGAACAUGGGGGACUUCAAAUUAAAAACUGCCACUAACUACAAAAUUCCUGAGCAUAUGAGAAUGAAUGCUGAUAAAAAAACAAGCCAGCUGCAAGCUUUAGAAGCAGCUAUACAUGAGAAAAAACUGAUGAUGAACAAAUGGAUAGUGUCUCUCCGAGAUCUUAAAGUUGCUAUUAUAGAAGAGAUUCAGUGUGUAGUACAAGAAUUGAAAGAUAUACAGUCAUCUCUGGAUCCAUCCAAACAUCUGCCAAUACCUUCGGUUCCUCAACUACUUCCAGAAGAGACACCAGAAAAACAUUUCCAGUAUGAUCAUGACAUGCUUUUGAAAUUCAAACAAGAAGCAGAAGAGCAAGAGAAGUUAAAAAUAAUAGCAUCAUUGAUUCCUUCUGUAGAGUCUGGAAGUUUAGGAGGAUUUGGUGGAGGAUUUCUUCAUAGUCUUUCAGUCAAGGAAAUAGACAGUAGUCGGAUUGCAGGUUUAAGGCCAGGGAGACUACCAUCUGGAGUUUCUGAGGCACCACCUAAAAUAUAUGAGAUUGAGCCAGCAGAACCAACAGAACUGGAAUUGGAAAUCAGACAGAGGGAAGAGAUAAGAAAUGUUCAUCUGCAGGAAACUUUGAUCAAGAGGAUAGAUGAGCUGAUGAUCACCUUUGAUGCUGAGCUUCGCCUUCUCCGUCACCAAAAGAUGAAACUGGACAUACUAAUGAAAACCGCUGAUCUGCGCCACAUCACUUGGUUUGAAGAACUACUUCUCCUGAAGAAUUUUGAAAAACAUGAGGACAUUCUCCAAGAACGGGUCAACAGCCUUGUUAGUGAGGAAGAAGAAAUGCAAAACAAAUUAAAUGACUGGCUUGCACUAAUAGAGAAUAAAAAAACAGAAAUUGCAAAGCUCCAAGAAAGAGAAAAAAUCCUCUAUGCCACUUUUCAAGCAUCCUUGGGAGAAAAUAACAAGUUUGCUGCAUUCCUUACUAAAGUCCUCAAGAAGAAGAUCAAACGUGUUAAGAAGAAAGAAGUGGAAGGUGAAGGAGAUGAAGAUGAAGAAAGUGAGGAAGAGAGUGAAGAGGAGUCUAGUUUAGAGAGUGAUGAAGAGGAAUCAGGAUCUGAGGAUGAAGUCUUUGAUGAUACUGUUUGUCCAAAAAAUUGUGAUGAGGCACUCUUUGAGAAUACGCUGCAGCUUCGAGAGAAACGACUAGAUAUUGAAGAGGCUUUAGCUGAGGAGAAAAAGGCUAUUGAAAAUGCCAGGAAAGAAUAUGAAGCACUGACAAAGAAGGUGAAAGUAGUAGCAACCAGCUUAGAUGCUGCAGAAUGGGAACUUGAGGCCUUUCAGAGAGAAAAGCAGCAGAGGCUGAAUGAGCUGCAUGUCGUAGUCCCUCUAAAACUUCACCAGGUGGAAUAUAUAUCGAAUGGAGAAAUUCCCUCUGACCUCUCACAGUCUUUGGUAUUUACCAAUCUAUCUUUAGUGACUUUGCAGCAAAGAAUUAUGACUUUGCAGCAAGAGAAAUUAGAACAGAGGUCCCUUUAUAAGAAGGCCCGGGAACAGCAUAAACAACUAAUUCGAGACAGAAGAGAAAUAGUACAUAAGAUUGAGCAACUGGAAGAGAAAUGCAAUCAGCUGAUGAUGAUGAAAUUUGGCCGGAUUGUAGACUUGGAAGCCCUUCAGACUCUUUCUGUUAAUACAAACCUGGAAGAACUCAGGAUGAAAGUAAUGGAGAAAGAACGAGUUCAAGCCACAGAAUUAAAAAAAUGGGAGGAUACAAUCCUUGAGAUGCGUCAGCAGCAGAUGAUGGUAACAAAAGAAAAUACUGGUAAACUAAAGCAAAUGAAUGCAUUUUGCAUAGAAAAAAUGAAACUUGAAGCUAAAUUGGAUGCACUGCAGAAUAAUUUGGGGGCAGAAUUCCAAGGACCUCGCAGAGCAGACAUUGAGGAAAGGGAAAAAUUAAUUGCACUUGUUCAGCUGCAAGCCCAAGAAGCUGAAGUCUUGAAAGAAGAAAUAACUCUCCUGAGUCGAAAGGAUGGUCGUAUCUUCCCAGCCUCUCAAAGUCUUUUCCAGCGAGAUGAGAUUAUAGAUUAAACAAUAUCCUAGUUUUGGCUUUUUGUAAAAAUCAGUUUCACUUCAUGUAUAUAGAACGUGGCUCUUGAGCGUUUACCCUUAUUUUAUUUCUGGAAGAAAUGCUCUGCCUUGAACUAUUGUUUAGGUUGAAAUUUAACAUUGUAACCUCUCCUGAGAUGCAGUGAUUGAGAAAACCUGUACCAUUUGAAUGACUGUCUUUCCUACAGUUAUUAAAGAUAUAGAAUCAUUCUUGAUAAAAUAAA
Messenger RNA from Protobothrops mucrosquamatus (brown spotted pit viper), 3539 nucleotides. Its product is annotated as cilia- and flagella-associated protein 44. Gene Ontology annotation, molecular function: protein binding. The annotation marks the transcript as partial. The record is from RefSeq and is a predicted model, not a curated record. NCBI's taxonomy places the organism in Eukaryota, Metazoa, Chordata, Lepidosauria, Squamata, Viperidae. The transcript has 18 exons.